This is a messenger RNA of Lolium rigidum, 363 nucleotides long. RefSeq lists its product as uncharacterized. The transcript has a single exon. Bases 1 to 363 code for a protein of 120 amino acids. The record is from RefSeq and is a predicted model, not a curated record. NCBI's taxonomy places the organism in Eukaryota, Viridiplantae, Streptophyta, Magnoliopsida, Poales, Poaceae.
AUGAGCCUCGCCCGGAUUCCGCCCGCCCGCGAGAACACCAUUCCUGCACGGACGAGGGAACGAGCUAUGGCGCGCGCGGAGCGCGACCCGGCGGCGCGCGACGCGCUGGAGGCGUGCGCCUUCCUGUACGGGGCGUCGUCGGUGCCGGCGCUGCGGUUCUUGCGCGGGUACGCGGCGGUGAGCGCGUGGGACAGGGCAUGGGACCUGCUCCAGCUCACGGGGCAGGCCGGCAUCGGGUGCGAGGCGGCGCUGGACGAAGCGCCGCAGGCCAAGGGGAGGAUGGCGGCGGCGAACAAGGAGUUCCAACAGCUCGACGCCAUGAGCACGGCGCUCUUCAACAAGAUCGCUGUACGGCACGGCUAG